AUGUUCCAAAAAAGGGAAAAAAGGAAUAAGCCUAUAAUUGACACAACUCCAGAAGAAGAGCCUGUUUUAAUAAAAAAGCCAAAAAUAGAAAAACAUAAAACCCAAGAAAACCAGCAAGCUAAAUCAGAAAUUAUGGAUGAAUUAAAUUUCAAAGAUUCUACAGGAAUCCGCCAGCUGACACAAGAUGACGCUACAAGAGAGCUGCAGCUUGACCUCGACAAAGGUGAAGAAGGACGCAGCAAAGCAGUAAAAAACCUUGAAAUCAGCCGUCUAAUAAACUCAGGAGAGCUCAGCACUGACUAUUAUCGUGGCCAAAGCUCUUAUCCUAUCUACGCUGAAAAAAGUGAAGGCAACAUUUAUGCAUCUAAAUUCACAGGCUCUCUAGGCCCUAUACGAGCUCCUUCUAAUAUCAGAGCAACCUGUAGGUUUGAUUAUUCGUAUGGCAUAUGCAAAGACUGAAAAAUUUCUGGAUACUGUGGGUAUGGUGAUGGCUGCAUUUUUAUCCAUGACCGAAGCAACUAUAAAACAGGAUGGGAACUUGAAAAAGAAUGGACUGAAGAACAAGAAAAAAAAAGGAAAAAAGCGUAUGGAGAAAAUGUGUCUGAUGAAGAAAAUUAUGAAAUAAGCUCUGAAGAAAAUAAAGAAGAAAAAUGCCCUAUAUGCCAAGAAGAGUAUAAAGACCCAGUGAUUACACAAUGCAGCCAUAAAUUUUGCUAUAAAUGUGCAAUAGAGAAGUACUCAGAGAAUACAAAAUGCUUUGUAUGUGGAAAAGAGACGAAAGGGAUUUUUAAUGACGAAAAAGCAGAUGAAAAAAAUAAUUUUUCCAAUUAA
Molecule: messenger RNA, 831 nt
Organism: Blepharisma stoltei
Lineage: Eukaryota; Ciliophora; Heterotrichea; Heterotrichida; Blepharismidae
Source: the annotation of a GenBank genome assembly